Molecule: messenger RNA, 136 nt
Organism: Cetraspora pellucida
Lineage: Eukaryota; Fungi; Glomeromycota; Glomeromycetes; Diversisporales; Gigasporaceae
Source: the annotation of a GenBank genome assembly
AGAGACAGAGAAUAAAGACAAGGCUUCUAUAACCGAAGACCUACCAGAGACAAUUGACAUAAUUAUUCUUGAUCCAGAAGUCGAGAUCAUCCUUAAAAUAGAAGCCAAUCCCAUGAACGAAACUAUUAUUUAUUAA